AAGUUAAUCCUCCAAGCAUGGGAAGGAUAUUUCAAGGUCAUGAAACAGGACCUUGUGGCAAGUACCCCAGAUGUGGCAGGGAGAAUCUCAUUUACUACCAAUAUUUGGUUGAGUGAUUCUUACCACCCCUACCUUGCUCUGACAGCACACUGGAUUGCCAUUGAGGGUGGCUCACUCAAGAUGAAGGUGUCUCUUAUUGCCUUUCAGUAA
Messenger RNA from Pisolithus orientalis, 210 nucleotides. RefSeq lists its product as uncharacterized. Lineage: Eukaryota; Fungi; Basidiomycota; Agaricomycetes; Boletales; Pisolithaceae. The annotation marks the transcript as partial. The record is from RefSeq and is a predicted model, not a curated record. The transcript is spliced from 2 exons.